Gossypium raimondii (Peruvian cotton) is the source of this 1554-nucleotide messenger RNA. RefSeq names its product peroxidase P7. The record is from RefSeq and is a predicted model, not a curated record. Bases 573 to 1535 code for a protein of 320 amino acids. The transcript has 5 exons. Gene Ontology annotation, molecular function: peroxidase activity; heme binding. Gene Ontology annotation, biological process: response to oxidative stress; hydrogen peroxide catabolic process. NCBI's taxonomy places the organism in Eukaryota, Viridiplantae, Streptophyta, Magnoliopsida, Malvales, Malvaceae.
GUUUUCUUCAUCUUUGAUAUCACUUCAAAAUCAAAAGGCAGUUUAGAAAUAAAGUGUAGCUUUGAAGAUGCUGAGAAAUUGGGUGAAUCCUAAUGGAGUUGCUGCCCUUCUAACUCAAUUUCAACUGCUGCUUCAAUUCCCUCCAAAUAAUCUCUUCUUCUGGUGCAUCAUCACAUCUCAAACCCAGUUUUAAAGAGUGUGUAGGUGCUCACCCUAUUGGCCUGGCAACGUGCGCAUUAUUUCGAUCACGCAUUCGCAAUGACUCCCAACAUUGAUCCCUCAUUUGCGCAACGCAAGUCAUUGUGAAUGUGUGUUCGAAAAAAUGUGCACUUUAGUGAUAGUAUGCUGCAGAUUCUUCUGAGUUUUUCAAACACUCCUCCAAAUCUAUGAUAAGUCUGUCACACAAUGUUCGGGGGAAAUAAGGAGCAAUUGCAGAAAUGUCAACUGAAAAAGAAAUUGUAAAAGGAAUAUAGCUACCAUUUUCAUUACCAUUAUCUGCCUCAUUUCACAACUUUGUCAAUAGCUUUUAGCUUCUUUCACAUCACUCCUGCAGAACAUUGGUAAACUUAUCCAUGGCUGAAGCUUGUUCCCUUUUACUUCUGCUUGUCUUUGUUCUCUCUGGUGCACCUGUUGAAGGCCGCCAUGGGAGUAAACUCUCUCAGAAUUACUACAAAUCCACUUGUCCCGAAGUAUUCUCCAUUGUCCAAGCUGAAGUUGAAGCCGCUUUAAACAAGGAACGACGCAUGGGGGCAUCUUUGCUCCGCUUGCAUUUCCAUGACUGCUUUGUUAAUGGUUGCGAUGGAUCAAUUUUGUUGGAUGACAAUGCAACAUUCAUCGGUGAGAAAACCGCACCGCCAAACGUAAACUCGACCAGAGGAUUCAACGUUGUCGACGACAUCAAAGCUCGACUGGAGGAUGCAUGUCCAGGAGUAGUUUCUUGUGCAGAUAUUCUGGCAAUCGCAGCACGAGACUCAACUGUCAUACUAGGAGGUCCUUCAUGGAAAGUUAAGCUAGGGAGAAAGGACGCAACCACUGCUAGCAAUGCUGCUGCAACAGAGUUCAUCCCUAGACCGAACCUGAAUAUUAGUGCUCUUGUUUCAAGCUUUGAUGCUCAAGGACUCUCAUUGAAAGAUUUGGUGGCACUUUCAGGUGCUCACACUAUUGGCCUGGCAAAAUGCGAAACAUUUAGAGCACACAUUCACAAUGACUCCAACAUUGAUCCCACAUUUGCCAAGUCCCUGCAACGCAAGUGCCCCAGAGCCGGAAAAGAUAAUAUUCACCAACAGCUUGACUUACAGACUCCAACGUCUUUCGACAAUUCUUACUUUAAGAAUUUGUUGAAGAAGAAGGGUCUUCUCCGCUCCGAUCAAGAGCUCUUUAGUGGAACCUCUGCUGAUUCUUUGGUUAAGAAGUAUGCUGCAGAUUCUUCUGAGUUUUUCAAACACUUCUCCAAAUCUAUGAUCAAGUUGGGUAAUAUCAAGCCUAUCACGGGAAGUUCUGGUAAAAUUAGGAUCAAUUGCAGAAAAGUCAACUGAAAAAGAAAUUGUAAAAGGA